AUGACAGGCAGCGUGCUGGCUACCGCGCCGCUCACGGAGACCCCGUCCUUCGUCUCCCAGGGGACCUCCCCGCCUGCGUCGGCCGCGAAGAUGAAUCGCGGCCUCUCACAGCGCAGCUCGCACCCGUCCAUCCACACGGACAAGGAGCCGCCUGAGCAGCGCUCUCGCAGGGCAGAGGAUGUCGAGGCGGCAGCACAAGCACACCAACAGCAAGGUGGUGCAGGCAUCUACGAGGCACCACCAGUGCCCGUGACGCGCGGGCCGGGACACACACCCCGCGGGAGGGCACGAGAAGGAAGCCAGCCACCGCGGAGGCUGCCGAGCCGCACCUCGUUUCGCCACGGCACACCACGCGGGGGUGGAGACGACGUGUCAACGACGCUGAUCCCAAAGCCGCAUAACCCGCGUGUGAACUUGGUGACACAGGCGUCCAUUGCGCCGAGCGACGCCUCCGUCCACUUCCUCGUCGAUGAUGAGCAGACCGACGCCCAAAGCAUCUUGUUCCAGGCAGAACCCACCACGAACAACUUCAACGCCACAGAGGAGAGCCUCAACUUUCGAGCAAUCACGGAAAGCAGCGACAUCCACUUCGUCGUCGAGCAGUCCCGCCUGCCGUCGCAGGUGGUGGCUGUGAAGCAGGGCGGCGCCUCCACGACCAGAUCGAGUCUGUGCUUUGAAGUGGAAUCGACGAACGACCCGAUGCGCAACAGCACCAUCAGCCACUUCUCCAUUCAGAGAAACGAUCCGGAGCAGAAGCCACCCGUGCCGACCCCUCACCUCCGCGUCGAACAUAAAGACAACAGCGCUGAGAAAGUGGCGCCGGCGAAGGUGGAGAAUGCGAGGGAGCCCGAGAUUGAGUUUGGUGGCGAGACGGAGGAGCAGCAGAGUUCCAAAAAGGCCGAGGAGGAGCGGUGCAAGCAGGUGCUUAAGGAACGUAGCCUGUACAUGAGCAUCCGUCCGUGGUCGACCAACGAGCCCCAUCGGCGCGCCCGACGCACAAGCAGUGAGAGCGCCGCCCACGGGUUGAAGCAGCAGCUGCACGAGAAGAUGGAGGACGUCGAGAAGCGCCGGCGCGCGAUGUACGCACGUCCGUGGCGCACCGGCAGUGCCAGCCCGAACACGUCGCGCUCAGCCAGUCGCACGAAUCCGAAGCGCCGGUUCACGCCGCUGAGCGGGCGCAGCGGCGACGGAGUCGCUAUGUCUGAGCAGCCGGCGACGGAAUCUGAGAAAAUGCAGGCGGGCAACAAGAGGGCCCCUGCCGCCCUCGCCGCGUACUCGUACUCCUCGUCCCCGUCCUCUGAGGAGCGGUUAAGCCCUACUGCGCCGACGUUCGACUGCGUCGAGGCCGCUAAUUUUGUGACGCCAGCACCUGUGCUGAAGGCCCCACUAGAGAUCAUAUGUGAGGAGUUCGAGGACUGGGUGCACACAGCCAACCAGAGGUGCAACCUGAAGGCGAUUGCGGAUAUGAUGCGGGCGCGCGAGCGCACGAUUGUGCAGCUGUCGACCAAGCUGGAGGAUCAGAGUCGCGUGAUGAAGCGGCUGAACAAGGAGCUGUACGACGCUCGCGAUAAGUGCAUGCGGCACCUCGGUAAUGACGUGACGGGGUUGGCGCUGCAUGCCCCGCGCAGCUGGGCGACGUCUCGGCCGCCAGGCCGCAUAAUCACCAGCCGCACACCCAGCGUCGUGCGCCUCUACGUGGAGCAGCGGCACCGGGCGAAGGACUACUAUUCCAUGAAGAUGCAGCAGCUUGGCCCCCGGCCGGUGAGUGUGCUGAGCGACGACGAGCUCUCCGAUAGCGAGAAGGAGGUCUACGCGCAGGAACUGCAGAGCUGGCGUGUCGAGCGCGCGGCCCUGCGAGAAGAGAAGGCCCGCUUGGUGCACUGCCGCCGCGACCUCGCCUUUCAGAUGCGCCGCGGCAGCAACAUCAAGGACAUCGCCUGUACGCAACCCACGAGCGGGCGUGGUCCGCUAGAGCGCGCAGCGACCGGCACAGAGACUGCCGUGGAUGUGAAAGGGUACGACCGUCUGAUGGAUCUUCGCAUACAAGCUCAGCGCGCGGUCGUUGAGACAGCAAACGCCAAGAAGGUGUACGAGGCGACGCUGUGCAUGGCGGCCACCAUGAAGAAGCAGCACGACCCCUCCUCAGCAGAGCUGAUGAACGCGAAGGAGUCACGGAGGAAGGCACGAGAGCUGUACGCCGCGUCGCUGCAGAGGCUGCAGCAGUCUGCGGAGGAAGCACGGUCGCUGCUGGAGCGGGUCAAAGCGCUGAAAGUGUGCAGAGAGAAGGCCGCCGAGUGGCUUGAUGAGAGCGCCCAGGAGGAUCAGGUGGACUACGGCGACGCAGUUCUUGCCGUAUGCUUGCAGGCGGACCGUGUCCAAGCGCUCGCCGAAGCCGCUGCCGAUGAUGAGGAUCGCACGCUGCGAUCACCGAGCACAGUGCGGCUCGGGGUGUCGAGGGCAGGCACGCCGCGUAGUAGCGUCAACGGCUCCAUGCGCCUCGGCACACCGGCUCACACCCGUGGAGCCAGCACAUCGAACGGCGACGACGUGUUUGCCCGACUGACGGCGCGAAAGUAA
This is a messenger RNA of Leishmania major strain Friedlin, 2577 nucleotides long. RefSeq lists its product as hypothetical. NCBI's taxonomy places the organism in Eukaryota, Euglenozoa, Kinetoplastea, Trypanosomatida, Trypanosomatidae. The transcript has a single exon. Bases 1 to 2577 code for a protein of 858 amino acids. The record is from RefSeq and is a predicted model, not a curated record.